CGCCCGCCCGCCCGCCCGCCAUGGAGCUCUUCCGCUGCCCGUCGUGCCGCCUGCUGCUGUGGGAACCCUCGACGGCGCCGUGCGGGCACUCCUUCUGCCGGCGCUGCCUGCUGGGGCUGCCGGGCAAGUGCCCUCUGUGCGGGGAGAGGCUUUCCGCCCGCUCCCUGGCCCCCGCCGUCCUCCUGGGCCACUUGCUGGAGAAGUGCUGCCAGCCGGGCGCCAAGGCGGAGCGCCUCCGAGCCGAGGCCGGGCAGCUGCUCCGGAGCCGCGACUACCGCGCCGCCCUCACCUGCCUCCAAAAAGGCAUCGCCAGGGAUGUAGAUGACCCCGUGCUAAGGCUGUGGCGAUCAGAGGCCUAUGUAGCUUUACAGCAAUACCCAGAGGCUUUGGAAGAUUUAGAGGUGCUAUGCAGGCAAGAGCCAGAAAUGUGUGAGGGCUUUUUAAGGAAGGGGAAGGUGCUCCUGGAAAUGGGGAAACAAUCUGAAGCUCUGCUGCAGUUCCAACAUUGUCUUACACUGAAUUCCAAUUUUCAUGCUGCUCAGCAUGAGAUAGAAAGGAUUUCCACAAAUGGUGCCUCCCCUCUUCCAGGCACUGUAGUGGAGCUGAAGAGUGAUGUGAGUCAGAGCUUGAAAGGGUCUAACUCAGGAAAACAGCUGGCGUUACUUGCACCUUUUGAAGAAGAAUCUUUACAGGAUUUGAAGAAUAAAAGGGAAACUUGUCUGGAGGAACUUGGAACUGGUGACAACCAGGCAACAUAUACUGUGCCAGAAUGCCUGAGGAAAAGCUCAAUUUCAGGCUUUUCCGUAAAGAAGGAAGAAGAUUUGGAGGAGGGAGCAACAACAGAUACUACAAGAGUGAAGUCUACCUGGGACGUCCAACCAGACUUCAGGGACCUCUUGAGUACCUCAGAUUUGGAAUGCUCUCUUUGCAUACGCCUGUUCUUUGAGCCAGUAACUACACCUUGUGGACACACAUUUUGCAAAGAGUGUGUGGAGCGCUGCCUAGACCAUCGGCCAAACUGCCCGCUUUGCAAACAGAGCCUCCGAGAGUACCUGAGGGCUGGAAAAUACAACAUCACCGUUCUGUUGGAAGAGCUCAUGAAAGCAGUUUUCCCUUCACAGUUGGCAGAAAGGAAACUGAUCCAUCAGGCUGAAAUGGCUGAACUUUCCAAUCUGACCAAGAACAUCCCCAUCUUUGUCUGCACAUUGUCAUUUCCUGGCAUUCUGUGCCCUCUUCAUGUGUUUGAACCCCGUUAUCGUCUCAUGAUGCGUAGAUGUCAGGACACUGGCACAAAGAUGUUUGGCAUGUGUAUGUAUGAAAAUGGGAAAAGUUUUGCUGACUAUGGCUGCAUGUUGGAAAUUCAGAAGAUAGUGUUUCUGCCUGACGGACGAUCUUUUGUGGACACUGUUGGCAAGCGAAGGUUUCGGGUUCUGAGACGUGGGCACAGGGAUGGCUAUAAUACAGCUGACAUUGAGUACCUAGAAGAUGAGAAGGUGGAAGGAGAAGAACUGGCUGAACUUCAGAGUUUGCAUGAUUAUACAUACCUCCUAACACAGAGGUUCUAUGACCAUGGGGAUGUCACCUUCCGACAACUCUUGAUGCACCAUGGACCCCUUCCUGAGAAAGAGGAAGAUAUACAGGCAUUUCCAGAUGGACCAGUUUGGUGUUGGUGGCUUAUCUCCAUCUUGCCUCUUGACUUAACCCGCAAGUUGUCCUUCUUCUCUGACACCUCCCUGAAGGCUCGUCUCACUCAACUGAAGCAUAUUCUGAAUGUCAUUCUGGAAAACCGUGACCUCAGUAGCUAAUCCCCAGACUUCAUUCCAAGAAAGAGGUAUCAAAACUGGUUUACUGAGAUCAAGGACCCAGACAGUUACACGGCGACUCCUUUAAUUAUGGCUGUCUGAAAGGAUCCAUCUUUGGACAUGUGGAAGUGUUUGUCUAACAGUUUGGUAUUUUCAACCAUGAGCCUUUCUUGUGCCAGACACAAUGAACUGCUGUUGUUCCCCAUGCCGAGUGAUUCUCUUGUUCAAAAGUGUCCAUUCUAACAUGGCUAUUUCAGUUCCACCUUAUCUUUCAGUUGUGGGGAGGAAUUCUUCUUACCAGGUUAGAUUAGCAAUUUACUGUUAUCAGUGCUUGUUCUAUUUUGUAGCCUUGAAAAUAUGGAUAAGGAAAAGCUGGGAUAACCAAGCAUCCCUUUCCCUCUAUGGACAGGAUUUGCUGUUGGUCCAUUCUGUGUUUGCUUUCGGGAAUGGAAUUAUGAAGGGUGUGUUUAAGAGCCACUGACCAUACGCACAAAUGUUUCUCAAUUGGAAAGUGCCUUUUCCCAUGAAGAUUUGGACUACUCCAGAAUGAGGCAGAAUUAUGGAAGAUUUUUUAAAGAAAAAAUGUUUACUGAACAUUUAUCCUGCUCUUUUCUUUUUAAAACCUACAUGAACUCCUUGUUCUCCCUCUUUACCAAAGCUGUAAAGGUGGAUGAGGAUGGUCUCUGAAAGGAAUUCAUGCCCCAUCGGCUGCAUGAUGUCACUCAUUAUUUUAUUAUUUGUGAGCCAUUUCUCUUGCCUAGUUAAAAUGUGUUAGAUUCACUCUGCUUUGCUUGGAGUUCCUUGGAUUUGUAUCUUUUUAUUUCCCCUGGCCAAAUUAUGUUUUUCUUGUUAAACUAAUAAAUUUCAUAUGUGUGUGUA
Messenger RNA from Anolis sagrei ordinatus, 2681 nucleotides. Its product is annotated as LON peptidase N-terminal domain and RING finger protein 1-like. Lineage: Eukaryota; Metazoa; Chordata; Lepidosauria; Squamata; Anolidae. The record is from RefSeq and is a predicted model, not a curated record. Gene Ontology annotation, molecular function: ubiquitin protein ligase activity; protein binding.